CCUCCCACAAACUGUCUGGGCCAGUACAAGUAAGGCCAGAGAGGGGGGUUGAGCAAACACACCCAUCCGGUAGAUUAAACAGUCAUCAAGCAGCAGCUCUGUUGGCAGGAGCUCUCGUGCUUCAAGGGGACUAUCUGAGGACAAAAUGGGUUCUUCCUCUUCCUCUUCGAGUUCUUCUUAUUGUAAAUAUGGAAACAUCAUGAAGGUGGAAACUUCUGGAGCUUCUUCGGAAACAGCUAAGCAGGACAGUCUGGGAUACUCAGGUGUGAGGGCAUCACACACUAUGGCAAAGACUGACAUUGACAGGAUGGAGAAUUACAGGUCGGAAAUCUACUCAGUCGCAGAUAAAUUUGAAAUUGACCCAGCUCUCAUCGCUGCCAUCAUCUCCAGAGAGUCCAGGGCAGGAAACACAUUGGAUAACGGCUGUGGAGACUGGAACCCACGCAGGAAUGCGUACAACGCUUUUGGACUGAUGCAGGUUGAUACUAAUCCGAGUGGAGGUGGACACAUUGCUGAAGGUGCAUGGGACAGUGAGGUACACCUCUGCCAAGGCACUAGAAUCUUGGUUGGUUUCAUCGAACGAAUCCGCAAUAAAUUUCCGGACUGGUGCACAGAGCAGAAGCUGAAAGGGGGGAUAGCGGCCUACAAUAUGGGCGAUGGAAAUGUCCAUUCCUAUAGCAAAGUGGACGAAAACACAACCGGUCGAGACUACUCCAAUGAUGUUGUUGCCAGAGCUCAGUGGUACAAAAAUAAUGGUUUCGGCAGCUGAAGCUGUCCACAACAGAAAUCACUGACCAAUCUGCUGCAAAUAAUGGAAGCUGUGUGUCUUGUGUCCAGCCCUGAGCUUAAUAAACAUAAUGCAAAGCAAAAACCACAAA
This is a messenger RNA of Scophthalmus maximus (turbot), 878 nucleotides long. Its product is annotated as lysozyme g. Gene Ontology annotation, biological process: peptidoglycan catabolic process. The record is from RefSeq and is a predicted model, not a curated record. Gene Ontology annotation, molecular function: lysozyme activity. The transcript is spliced from 5 exons. Bases 146 to 769 code for a protein of 207 amino acids. Lineage: Eukaryota; Metazoa; Chordata; Actinopteri; Pleuronectiformes; Scophthalmidae.